AUUGGGUCUGCAACUUUACGUUGCAUUUCUCUUUCUUCGUCUUCGUCUUCGUCUUCGUGUUCCUUUCCUCCAUCAUUUUUUUUCUUUUUCUUCUCCCACCAUUUCUGCAGACCUCUCCUCCCAGAAGAUAAAAAAGACAACAAUAAAAGAGGCUCUCUUUCAUCUUGGUGGAGAUCUCUCAAUUAAAGAAGAGAAAAUAUUUCUUUCUCUCUGGAUCUCCAAAAAAAACGAGAGAUUUGGGUGGGGAAGGAAAGCAGGAGGAAGAGGCAAUGGCAGCUAGGUAUUGGUGUCAUAUGUGUACACAAAUGGUGAAUCCAAUCAUUGAUGCUGAGAUCAAAUGUCCCUUUUGCCAAAGCGGGUUUGUCGAGGAAAUGAGCGGUGAGAUUACUGGUGGCAGCAGCGGUGGUCUAAGGGAGGUUCAAGACCCUGAGAUCGAUUUUGGUACAGACCGUGCAUUGUCUCUAUGGGGUCCAAUCUUGCUUGGAAUGAUGAGCAAUCCUCGGAGACGUAGAAGGUUUAGGAGGACAGAGUUUGGUGUUGAUAAUGAUGAUGAUGAGGAGGUCAAUGGUGCUGCUGAUGAUGUUGUUGGUGGAAAUGACCGCAAUGUCCAUCAUCUUCAUCAUCAUCGUCGUCAUAGGCACAGGCAACAAGGUAGAGAGAUUGAUUUAGACAGAGAGUUUGAGUCUAUCCUUAGGAGGAGACGGAGAAGCUCAGCUACCAUACUGCAGUUGCUUCAGGGGAUUCGUGAAGGGAUUACUUCCGAGUAUGAGAGCUCGGACCGAGACCCGUUUAAUCAGUCAGCUGUUGUUCAGGGAUCGACGAGUUUGAAUCAAAACCGGAACAACACUUCUCUUUCUGCUAUUGGAGAUUACUUUGUUGGACCCAGUUUAGACCACUUGCUUGAACAUCUAGCUGAUAACGAUCCUAUCAGGCAUGGGACUCUUCCAGCUCGAAAAGAAGCCGUGGAGAAUCUCCCAACGGUCAAGAUAAGUGAGCCAUUGCAAUGCUCGGUUUGUUUGGAUGAUUUUGACAAAGGAAGUGAAGCUAAAGAGAUGCCGUGUAAGCACAAGUUUCACAUCCGGUGUAUAGUACCGUGGCUCGAGCUUCACAGUUCGUGUCCUGUCUGCCGUUAUGAACUCCCUCCUGAUGAUGAGACAAAGAUAGAUCCGGUAAGACCGAGAACAAGAACUCUAGAGAUCAACAUAAGUAAUGAGAAUAUGGAAGAUGAUGCAAGCAAUAAUAAUGUGAGCGAGAGAAGGUUCUCUUUUCCGUGGCCAUUCAGCGGAUUAUUCUCUUCCUCCUCUUCUUCAUCCGCAUCCGCCUCAGGGUCAUCUCAUCUUGGUGAGAACUCAUAAUCAGGGUGAAGGAAAACAUCAUCACUAUUCCUCAGUUUGUAGUACAUAAAAUCUUGUUCACUCAGAUUUUUGAAUAUAACAAAUAAACACUUUGGAUGAAUGGAAACUUCUCUUUAUUUGUUUUAUAUCAUCUUGCUUGACUUAA
Messenger RNA from Camelina sativa (false flax), 1500 nucleotides. Its product is annotated as E3 ubiquitin-protein ligase SIRP1. Gene Ontology annotation, cellular component: cytoplasm. The record is from RefSeq and is a predicted model, not a curated record. Gene Ontology annotation, biological process: protein ubiquitination. Gene Ontology annotation, molecular function: ubiquitin protein ligase activity. Lineage: Eukaryota; Viridiplantae; Streptophyta; Magnoliopsida; Brassicales; Brassicaceae.